This is a messenger RNA of Drosophila bipectinata, 854 nucleotides long. It is a transcript of the gene Iyd, whose product is annotated as Iodotyrosine deiodinase. Gene Ontology annotation, cellular component: plasma membrane. The record is from RefSeq and is a predicted model, not a curated record. Lineage: Eukaryota; Metazoa; Arthropoda; Insecta; Diptera; Drosophilidae. Gene Ontology annotation, molecular function: oxidoreductase activity.
AUGGAAGUAGAAACGCUGAUCGGCAGUUCCAAACUCCUCAAGUAUUGGCCAUCUUUUUUGAUGGGAUUGGUGCUUUUUUUCUCCAUCAAAUAUUUAAUGAAGAAUCAUAAAAGAAAAUCUCAUCAAAAAUAUACGCUAGAUAAUGAAGAGGAUAUAGAAGUGGAAGAAACAGAUGAUCUUCAACCCGCCUUGGAGGAGAAACCCCACGUUUCAUUUGUGGCCGGAUUGAAUCUUAAUCCGAAUGGAGCUGAACGCUUCUAUAAAUUAGUCCAGGGACGUCGCAGUAUUCGCUCCUUUAGCAGCCAUCCCAAACCAGAUCUGAGCAUUAUAGAGGACUGUAUCCGGGCAGCGGGAACAGCUCCUAGUGGAGCCCAUACUGAGCCUUGGACAUUCUGCGUUGUGGAAGACCCAGAAGUAAAAAAAACAAUUCGAGAAAUAGUAGAACAGGAGGAGCUGAUGAACUACAGCCAACGGAUGCACCCGCAGUGGGUCACGGAUUUACGCCCCCUGCAAACAAAUCACAUUAAAGAGUAUCUGACUCUGGCUCCAUAUCUGAUACUGAUCUUUAAGCAAACCUAUGGCUUGACCUCGGAUGGGCGACGGAAGAGGCACUACUACAACGAGAUAUCCACAUCCAUAGCCGGAGGUAUACUUCUGUGCGCUCUCCAGGCCGCUGGAUUGGCUUCCCUCGUCACCACUCCAUUAAACUGUGGACCUGCUUUGAGAACCCUGCUCCAGCGACCGGUGAAUGAGAAACUACUUAUCCUUCUGGCCGUUGGAUAUCCUUCGGAGGACUGCAAAGUUCCUGACUUGCAACGAAAACAGUUGUCGGAUAUAAUGGUAAAAUAUUAAUU